This is a messenger RNA of Papilio polytes (common Mormon), 447 nucleotides long. RefSeq names its product general odorant-binding protein 83a-like. Bases 1 to 447 code for a protein of 148 amino acids. The transcript has 6 exons. Gene Ontology annotation, molecular function: odorant binding. NCBI's taxonomy places the organism in Eukaryota, Metazoa, Arthropoda, Insecta, Lepidoptera, Papilionidae. The record is from RefSeq and is a predicted model, not a curated record.
AUGACUGUCUGCCAUAGCCGUAGCUGGGGCUGCAUCAGAGAGGAGAGCGCAAUCCGCUUAGCACGAUGUAUUAUUCAAACAUGUUUGCAGGAACUAAGUGAUGAAAUCAAAGAAAUAAUCCAGCAUGUUCACAACGAGUGCGUCGCUAAGACCGGGGUAGCGGAGGAGGAUAUAACGAAUUGCGAAAACGGCAUAUUUAAGGAAGACACGAAAUUGAAGUGGUAUAUGUACUGUUUGUUAGAGGAAGCCAGUCUUAUCGACGAUGAAGGUAACGUAGACUACGAUAUGAUGGUCAGCCUUAUACCCGAGCAGUAUUUCGAUAGAGUUCAUAAAAUGAUAUUUUCCUGCAAACAUUUGGAUACACCUGACAAGGAUAAAUAUCAAAGGGUUUUUGAUGUACACAAAUGUUCGUAUGAAAAAGAUCCUAAUUUUUAUUUCUUAUUCUAA